Messenger RNA from Pneumocystis jirovecii RU7, 1212 nucleotides. RefSeq lists its product as uncharacterized. The coding region runs from base 1 to 1212 and encodes 403 amino acids. The transcript is spliced from 6 exons. Gene Ontology annotation, molecular function: ubiquitin protein ligase activity; ubiquitin conjugating enzyme binding; cyclin binding. Gene Ontology annotation, biological process: protein monoubiquitination; protein polyubiquitination; proteasome-mediated ubiquitin-dependent protein catabolic process. Gene Ontology annotation, cellular component: cytosol; ubiquitin ligase complex; nucleus. NCBI's taxonomy places the organism in Eukaryota, Fungi, Ascomycota, Pneumocystomycetes, Pneumocystales, Pneumocystaceae. The record is from RefSeq and is a predicted model, not a curated record.
AUGGAAGCUAAAAAUCCUAAAGAAAAGAGUUUAUUUUUUAUUGCAGAAGCUCUUUCACAUAUUCGAGUUAUUAAUCUUAUUAUAGAAUAUCCAGAAAAUACGUAUAAACCAGACUUAUUAAAAUUGUUUAAUACACAUUCAAUAUCUUUAGAGCUUAAGGGUGUAUUAAUAACUAUUUUUCUUCCUGGUGAAACAAAAAAAGAUACUUUUAUACAAGUAAAUCAACUUAAUAAAGCUUUGUCAAUCCGUCUUCCAUUAAAUAACUCCUUGGUUAAAGCUACUGAAGAAAUAUCGCCUUGGUCUGCAGUAUAUAUUGAUUUGAAUUCAAAUUUUUGCUGUAUUUUUUGUUUGUCUAUCUUGUUGAAUAAAAAUGAAAUAAAAUAUUGGAGAAAUCUUCCUUCUGAUAAUUGGGCUGAUAUGAUGGAUUACUGGGUAUGUCAUGGAAGAAAACAAAGCAUAUUACAGGAAUUUGGAGUAUAUAAAAAUCGUAAAUUUGUAUCUCGUCCAGGCAUUGUUUUUGUAGGGUUAUCUUAUUUUUUGGUUUUUCAUGAAAAUAUACAAAAUACAAAGAUUAAUGAUAUUAUAUUCGGCUUAAAGAAAUAUGAUAAGAUAUCCUCAAUUAAUGAUGGAUUUCUUUCAUAUUUAGACACGUUAUUUCAUUAUGCGAUGCAAAGACUAGCGUCGGAUAAGAUUAAAUCGAAGAUUGAAGAAAACAAUGUAUUUUGUAGUUCUUGUAAAAUGAAUAUAGGUACAGUGGCUGAAGAUGGAAUAAAGCUUUAUAAAAAAAAGUAUUCUAAUUUUUUUAGAACAAUUUCUUUUCAUAUAAACGUUUUUAUUUCUGCUCAAUUAUUGACUUUGAUUGAAGUACAUGCAAAUUAUAAAUUUGAUAUUUAUAAUGAAGAGACAAAGAAUUGCGUAUUAAAGAUAUGGGUAUUUAAUUCUGAUUUAAGAAUAACGAAUGGUUUAUUUUAUGGGCCUGACAUAAAUAUUAAUAAUAAUAAAUAUAAUAAGUUUCUUGGGACUCGUGUAAUGAAAAUAUUUUAUAUGUUAAUUCAAAAUACUAGUAUAGAAUCAUAUGAUAAUAAUGUUGUACUUCAUCCAGAAAUGAUUAAAAGUAUGCUAUAUUCACUAAAAGAAAGUAAUUCUUUAAUUCCUAAAAGCAGUAGACAAUUCGGUAUUUGGAAUAUUGGAUAUCUAGAAAGAUAUGAUUAA